Molecule: messenger RNA, 6484 nt
Organism: Vitis riparia (riverbank grape)
Lineage: Eukaryota; Viridiplantae; Streptophyta; Magnoliopsida; Vitales; Vitaceae
Product: putative disease resistance RPP13-like protein 1
Exons: 9
Coding region: 169-4725 (1518 amino acids)
Biological process (GO): defense response to other organism
Molecular function (GO): ADP binding
Source: RefSeq, a predicted model, not a curated record
UACUUUCCACUCAAUUAUUGAUGGCAUUGAGUCCUUAUCGGAGCAAAGAAAGCUUCUUACUCCAUUCCUAUUCUUCCUAACGACCUCCUGUGUCUUUCAUUUCCACUUCGCAUCUGCUUACCUUCAUCUUCCUCUCAAUUCCUUCACUUCCUCUGCAGAGAAACAGACAUGGCCCUGGAGUUAGUUGGAGGAGCUUUUCUCUCCGCUUCUCUCCAAGUUCUUUUCGACAGGUUGGCUUCUUCCGAGGUCUGGAGCUUCAUCGGGGGACAGAAGGUCAGUAAGGAACUCCUUCUGGAGUUGCGGGAGAAAUUGCGGGUUGUGGAUGAAGUGCUCGACCAUGCUGAGGUGAAGCAAUUUGCAGAUAAAGAAGUCAAAAGGUGGUUGGUGGGCGUUAAGAAUGCUGUGUAUGAUGCGGAAGAUCUACUGGACGAGAUUUCUACGGAAGCUUUGCGACGCAGGAUGGAAGCUGCUGACUCCCAGACCGGCCUAACUGACGCAUUGAACAGCUUUUCCACACGGUUAAUGGCCCCACUUGCUGAUCAUCCAAGCAUGGAGUUAAGGGUAAAGAUGAUCAUCCGCAAACUGGAAGUUCAUGCAGAAACAAAAGAUAAGCUUGGGCUGAAACCAGGCGAUGGUGAGAAACUGCCACAGAGAUCACCCUCGACUUCGCUGCAAGAUGACUCUUGUGUGUUCGGCAGGGAUAAAGUUAAAGAGGAGAUGAUUAAAAGGUUGUUGUCUGAUAAUGUAAGCACCAACAGGAUAGAUGUGAUCUCCAUAGUCGGCAUGGGCGGCGCAGGCAAGACCACACUGGCUCAGCUUCUGUAUAACGAUGCCAGAGUGAAGGGACACUUUGCCUUGACAGCAUGGGUUUGUGUUUCGGAGGAGUUUCUUCUUGUUAGGGUAACCAAAUUAAUUCUUGAGGAAAUCGAAUGUGCAACCCUUUCUGAUAUGCAAAGCAGCAACCUAAAUUUGCUUCAGAAAAAACUGAAAAAGAGCCUUGCUGACCAGAAAUUUCUACUUGUCCUGGAUGACGUUUGGAAGAAAGGUUGUAGUAGUGAAUGGGAUCAGUUACGAAUUCCGCUCCUAGCUGCUGGGAAAGGAAGCAAGGUUGUUGUGACUACUCGGGAUAGUGAUGUUGCAACAAUCAUGCGUGCUGAUCAUACUCAUCCUCUGGAAGGGUUGUCCCAGGCACAUUGUUGGUCCUUAUUUGAAAAACUUGCAUUUGAAAAUGGAGCCUCGGGCCCAUAUCCUCAUCUUGAAUCAAUAGGCAGAAAGAUUGUGGCUAAAUGCCAAGGAUUGCCUUUAGCGGUCAAAGCACUUGGCCGUCUCUUGUAUCCUAAAACCGACGGAAGGGAAUGGGAACAAAUUCUGGAGAGUGAAAUAUGGGAUUUGCAAGAUCAUGAAAUCAUUCCUUCGUUGAUAUUGAGUUAUCAAGAUCUCCCAUUGCAUCUGAAACGAUGUUUGGCCUAUUGCUCCAUUUUCCCUAAGGAUCAUGUAUUCGACAAGGAGAAUCUGAUUUUACUAUGGAUGGCAGAAGGACUUCUACAAUUUUCAAAAGGCAAUGAAAGAAUGGAAAAGGUAGGUGAGCAGUAUUUUGAUGAACUUGUAUCGAAGUCAUUUUUUCAGAAAUAUGCUUUGGAAGAAUCAUACUUUGUCAUGCAUGAUCUCAUACAUGACUUGGCUCAAUAUAUAUCUAGCGAAUUUUGUAUUCGAUUUGAGGAUGAUAAGGUGCAAGAAAUCUCUGAGAACACUCAUCACUUAUUGGCCGUUAGUAGGAAAUUUGAUAGAUUGGCUGUGUUUAAGAGGUUUGAUCAUGAAAUCAUUCCUUCGAUGAUAUUGAGUUAUCAAUAUCUCCCAUUGCAUCUGAACCGAUGUUUGGCGUAUUGCUCCAUUUUCCCUAAGGAUUAUGUAUUCAAAAAGGAGGAUCUGAUUUUACUAUGGAUGGCAGAAGGACUUAUACAAUCAAAAGGCAAUGAAAGAAUGGAAAAGGUAGGUGAGCAGUAUUUUGAUGAACUUGUAUCGAAGUCAUUUUUUCAGAAAUAUGCUUUGGAAGAAUCAUACUUUGUCAUGCUUGAUCUCAUACAUGACUUGGCUCAAUAUAUAUCUAGCGAAUUUGAGGAUGAUGAGGAGCAAGAAAUCUAUGGGGGCACUUAUUACUCAACGACCGUUAGUAGGAGAUUUGAGGCCCUUGCAAAAAUAAAGUGUCUUCGAACGUACCUUGAGUUAAAUAUAAGGCAAUGUCCGCAAUUUCCUUUGUACAUGCCAACUAAAAGGGUUGAUUUACACGCUAUAUUAUCUAAAUGGAGGUACUUACGAGUGUUGUCAUUACGUUUUUGGAUUCUUACUGAUUUGCCCGAUUCAAUAGGCGAAUUAAAAUAUUUGCGUUAUUUGGAUAUCUCAUAUUCUAGGAUUAAAAAGUUGUCUGAUUCAGUGUGUUCUUUGUAUCAUUUACAAACGAUGAUACUAUCAGGAGAUAACUGUUGCAUUGAAUUACCUUCAAGGAUGGAUAAAUUGAUUAAUUUGCGUUAUCUUGAUAUAAGUGGAUGGAGAGAAACGCCAAGUCACAUUAGUCAAUUAAAAAAUUUACGGAAGUUGAGUAAUUUUAUUGUGGGCAAAAAUGGUGGAUCAACAAUUGGUGAAUUAGGAGAGCUUUCACAUAUUGGGGGAAGACUUGAAAUUUCAGAAAUUCAGAAUGUGGAGUGUGCUGGGGAUGCGUUGAGAGCGAAAAUGAAGGAUAAGAGACACCUUGAUGAACUAUCCUUGGCAUGGAGAGACGAAGGUACUAAUGAUGUUAUACAAAGUGGCGUCCUCAACAACUUGCAGCCUCAUCCAAAUUUAAAGCAGCUUACCAUCGAAGAUUAUCCCGGUGUAGCAUUUCCAGAGUGGAUAGGAGGACGUUCUUCACUCUCGAAUCUUGUCACCCUGGAGUUGAAGAGAUGUGGAAAUUGUUCAUCAUUGCCACCACUUGGGCAACUACCCUCUCUUAAACAUCUUUCUAUCUCAUUUAUGAGUGGAGUAGAGAGGGUGGGAAGGGAGUUUUAUGGGGAUGCUUCUUACUCCUUCCCAUUCCUACAAACUCUAAGAUUUGAGCAUAUGUACAACUGGAAGAAAUGGUUAUGUUGUGGAUGCGAAUUCCAUCGUCUCCAGGAGCUUUAUAUAAAGCAUUGUCCCAAACUCACAGGGAAAUUACCAGAAGAGCUUCCUUCAUUGAAGAAACUUGAAAUUGAAAGAUGUUGGGGGCUGCUUGUGGCUUCACUCCAAGUUCCAGCCAUCCGUGAAUUGAAGAUGUUGGGUUUUGGUGAAUUGCAGUUGAAAAGGCCAGCCUCUGGCUUCACUGCUCUUCAAACUUCACAUAUUCAAAUUUCAAAAGUGCAUCAGUGGAGGCAACUGCCAUUGGAACCGCACGAGCUCACAAUUACAAACCUUGAUGCUGUAGAGUCUCUACUAGAGGAGGGAAUCCUGCAAACCCGCACUUCUGCUAUGCAAGAUUUGAAAAUCUUGGUUUGUUAUUUUUCCAGACCGUUGAACAGAUUUGGUUUUCCCAUGGUCACAUUAAAAUCGCUACAAAUCUGUGACUGUAACAACGUAGGGUUUCUCCUACCUGAGUUGUUCAGAUGCCAUCACCCAUCUCUUGAAAAAUUAAAAAUCAUCCGUAGUAAAACCGAUUUAUCUCUCUCAUCAUCCUUCUCAUUAUCCUUCUCUUUAGCCAUCUUCCCCAGGUUGAUUCAUUUUGAUAUCGAUUCUGUUGACGGUCUUGAAUCCCUCUCCAUCUCGAUUUCAGAAGGGGAACCAACUUCUCUUCGUUCGUUGGAAAUUAUCCAGUGCCAUGAUCUCAAGUCGCUGGCACUCGCACUCGCACUCUCAUCCUUGCAGAGAUUACGCCUAGAAGAUUGUCCACAAUUGUUGUUUCACAACGAUGGUUUGCCCUCCGACCUACGUGAACUUGAAAUUUGCAGAUGCAACCAACUGACACCCCAGGUGGACUGGGGUUUGCAGAGACUGGCCUCUCUUACAAAAUUCAAAAUCAGAGGUGUAUGCCAGGACGUGGAGUCAUUUCCCGAGGAGCUCCUGCUUCCCUCCACACUCACCACUCUUGAAAUUGGAUAUUUUCCAUAUCUCAAGUCUCUGGACGGUAGAGGGCUUCAACAGCUUACCUCGCUCACACAAUUAUCCAUCCGUGACUGCCCUCAGCUCCAAUUUAUUCCACAAGAGGGGUUUCAACAUUUUCCUUCUCUUAUGGAAUUAGAGAUCGUACACUGCGCGGGCCUCCAAUCCUUUGGGGAAGACAUCCUUCGACAUCUUUCAUCUCUUGAACGAUUAUCCAUCCGUGGCUGCUAUGCACUCCAGACCUUGACAGGAUCGGGUCUUCAACACCUCACCUCUCUUAAAAAAUUGGGCAUCAAUUGCUGCCCUAAGCUCCAAUCUUUGAAAGAAGCGGGUCUUCCAUGCCUUGCCUCUCUUAAAAAACUAGACAUCUCGGGCUUACCUGAGCUCCAAUCCUUGACAGAAGUGGGUCUUCAACGCCUCACCUCUCUUGAAAAAUUACGGAUCUUCGACUGUCCUAUGCUUCAAUCCUUGACAAGAGAGAAACUUCCAGAUUCCCUCUCUUUUCUAAGCAUCGAGAACUGUCCUUUGCUGGAACAGCGGUGCCAAUUUAAAGAAGGGCAAGAAUGGGAUUAUAUAGCUCACAUCCCACAAAUAUACAUCGGUGUUGAGUCAGUCUAACGAAGGUGUUUGCUGCAGUAAUAUUUAGCCAGAUUCUUUGAAACCAGAGACCUGGAACAAAGAUUUGAAGAGGAGCAGGGGAAGAUCGAUCCCAGGCAUGGAGGAAACCAGGCACGUAUUCUAGUUAACUGCUUAUAAGGUGUCCUAAUCUUGUGUAUAUUCUUGGAGACUAGGGUGCACAACAUGCUCCGUUUGUUUGAUUUAAAAGUUUUUCCUUAAGCUAGCUGUAACAAGGAUAUGAAGAGGAGCAAGGGAAGAUUAACCACAGAUGGGCAACAUUUUGAACAAUUUGAGACUAGAAUCAAAUGUGGUUUCUGUCUAUUUCUCUUACGGAGGCACAGAGGAAAUGAAUAAGAUCUCUAAUUACAAGAAUUUCAGGUCACUGAUGCAUGCUCUGGUACUUUACUGAGUAUCACGAACAGUUCAUGGCUGAUGUCCCACAUGUAGUAAGAGAUGAUCUGGCUUUCUAAUGACGACGAUUGCACACCAAUUUACAGUCAGUCAGGUGCAUUGAGCAGUCCUACAGAUUUGGUUUCUUGAUUAGCAUUAUUGGGUUUGUUUUCCAUGGGCUAAAUCAUUGGGAACCACUUUUGAUUAUCGGUUUCUAAGGGGCAUUGUGUUUCAGAUACCUUCCACUUUCACCAGCCUUGUAAACCCUACUUAUUUGAAGUGAGGGUUUAGUUAUUAUGACGGCUCUUUGAAAUGGAAGGUGGAGUUAGGAAGAUGUGUCUGUUGUAGCGGCCAUGACAUAAUUGCUACUAAAAUUAAGAGAUAUUAUUCUUGAUGAUUCUCUCCCUCCUCCUUGAUGGGAUCUGCAAAAAUUGACUAGCUUGCACUUACUAGGAGUCCCCAUGGUGAAAGGCCCUGGAGAUUUUCUUGUUUUGCACCAAGUCAACCAGUUUCAAAAGACAAGCCAGUUUAAGUACAACAUCUUUGUGAUGCACCUUUGGAACUUUUUUCUUUCCUGAUUUUGAUGUCAUUUUCUUCUUGGUUUGGUCUUUCUUGGGUGUCAACAGUGACCAGGAAUUUUUGACAAAAUGGAGACUGCCAGUCUCCCUCUCUUAUUUGACGGUCAACUACUGUUGUUCUCUCCAAGAACAGUUCCAAUUCAGGAAAGGGAAAGAUGGGCAUUAUAUAGCUCACAUUCACAAAUGGAGAUAGGCCUAGUGCUGUUCUAAUGAAGGUGGUGGUACAUCAAUAUAUAACAAGCCAGCUUUCAUUUUAUUUGGCAGAUUGCACUUACUGGGAGUUCCUGUAACAAAAGGUUGUGGUGAUGCUUUAUUCUGCCUAAACAAGAGGAUCACUUACCAAAGGCAGGGGGAUAGAAUUCUAACAUCUUUGUUCUAUAGUUGCCACUCGCUUCUUUCCUAAUUUUGAUGCCAUUUUUUUAUUGUUUUCAUUCUGGUGUUUGUUAGGUCUUGAUUUUAGCAGGAGUAUGCGAAGAUGUUCCAUUGCUGUGGGGUUAUGGUCCUAGAAUUGAGAACGUUCUUGUGCUUCUAUCGGUGACCAUGGGCAUUGUUUCUCAUUGUUUGUAUCAACUAGAGUCAAUUGUUUAUUUGUAGAGAAAUAAUGUCCAAAGUUUUAAUGAAGGUUUACUCCAUGAGACUUGCAAGAAGAAUAUUGUAAUUAAAUUGAUCAUAUUUUGAGACUCUUUGUUAUUCUGUUUGCCAUUUUGAUGUCAGUAUCAUCUUGAAGUGGUGCAGUGCAGUUUCCUCAUUGAACUCUAUGAUUUUAUAUGGAAAAGAUGAUUUUGAGCUUA